Messenger RNA from Sparassis crispa, 702 nucleotides. Its product is annotated as Bifunctional solanapyrone synthase. NCBI's taxonomy places the organism in Eukaryota, Fungi, Basidiomycota, Agaricomycetes, Polyporales, Sparassidaceae. The record is from RefSeq and is a predicted model, not a curated record. The transcript is spliced from 6 exons. The coding region runs from base 1 to 702 and encodes 233 amino acids. Gene Ontology annotation, molecular function: oxidoreductase activity; flavin adenine dinucleotide binding.
AUGGCAUUCUAUUUCAAUAUAAUGGCAUUACAAGUUCCGCGCCUUUUUUGUGAUGAGCGUACGAACGGUAUGACUAUGGAUGUCUCGGUGUCAUCAUACCCCGAUCUAAAUUUCAGUUUGAAGGGCGGGUUCAACAACUUUGGCAUCGUUACGAAAUUUACUAUGAAGUCGUGGCCGCAAACUGAAAUAUGGGGUGGUGUCAUCGAAAUCCAUGGUUCCCUAUACGCACAGGAGUUCAAAGCCGCCACGGCGAAUUUCUCCGCUAACGUCACCGAUCCCAAGGCAUCCCGAUUGGAGGCCAUCAUCCCAGGUUUGCUUGACGUUGUCCACAACGAGAGCCUGUAUUGGGGUGCACUGAUGUCAUCCGACUCCGCCACCCUGAUGAGCAUGCGCUGCGGCCCAACUACAUUCCCGCCGAAGAGCAGCCAGCGCUACCUCCCGCUGAACGUCUACUUCAGCCGGACGUUGUCGACCUCAGACGGUGCCAUGUACGAUGAGCUCGUGAAGCCCGCGGAGACCAUCAAGAACGCGGCUAUCGCGGAGGGCCAGCACAUCUCGGACGCGGUACUGUAUCCUAGCUAUGCGCUGUAUGGGACGGCGGUGGAGAAGAUGUAUGGUGACAAUGCGGGCACUUUGGCUGCGCUGAAGGCGAAGUAUGACCCGGAGAAUGUCAUGGGUCUCGCGGGAGGGUGGAUGUUUUAA